AUGUGCUUAGCUCCGGCGGCGGCGGCGGCGGCCAUGGAGAUGGAGGAGAUCCAAGAAGCCGACGUGCUAUGGCCGGACCACCACCAAGACCACCGCCACUGCCACGGCCACCACCAGCAGCUCGAGGCGGCGGGCAACAAGCAGCCCCGGGGCGACGCCCCGGGCGGAGGCGAAGACGACGCGCGUCGCCGUGCAGCAGGCUCGUCGGCGCCCGUGGGCAUCCGCGCGGGGACGACCGGCCCGCCCUCGUGGGCCUGGAGCUACGACGGCGACGAGCACGCGGCGGCGUUCGUGCCGCCCCACGUGUUGCUGGCGGCGAGGCGGCGGUGCUCGGAGGGGAGGGCGGCCUCGUCCGUGUGCGUGGGGCAGGGGCGCACGCUCAAGGGCCGCGACCUCCAGUCCGUGCGCACGGCCGUCCUCCGCAUGACCGGAUUCCUCGAGACCUGA
Molecule: messenger RNA, 447 nt
Organism: Setaria italica (foxtail millet)
Lineage: Eukaryota; Viridiplantae; Streptophyta; Magnoliopsida; Poales; Poaceae
Exons: 1
Coding region: 1-447 (148 amino acids)
Source: RefSeq, a predicted model, not a curated record